AUGACCGGCCUUUGUGCCGAACGCGUGUUCGCAGCAGCAGAGUUACACGAAACACACGACACCAGCACAAGGGGACUGCGCGGCGACACCAUCCCUCCCUCCCUCUCUACACCAAUGGAAGGCUCGCCGGCGACGUGUCUCCCCGAGGCCGACGCGCUCCCCGAUGGCUUCGUCGAGAGCUCCUCCGCCGACCAGGCCCAGCCAGUCUCCUCCGCCCCCGCCUCCGCCGCCGGCGAUCCCCUGCAUCCCGCCCUCGGCCCUGAUCACGAGGGCGCCGCCCGCGCCGACGGCGAGGAAACCCUAGGCGCUCCAUACACCCCCGCCGACGCCGCCGAUGCCCUGCGGAGCCUCUCCAUGGCCGCCGCCGCUUCGGAGCCGGAGCGUGCCCCCGAGCAGCAGGGGCCCGCCGCAGACAUAGGAGGUGCCAAAGAUGCAAUGAAGGAGAGCUUUGUGGUAGAGCAAUCGGAACCGCUGGCCAAUCCAAAGGAUAGUGGCGAGCCAAAGCGUAAGGUCGUGAAGCGCAACAGUAAGCUAGAGAAGGACAGGGAGUUGUUGCAACUUGCCCAGAGGUACCAUGGAGUGGUAGCGGAGAGGGAUGCAGUUCCUUGGGAUGCGGUCCAAGUGUCAAAAUGAGAUUACGGAGACAUUAUCAUCAGAGAAGUAUGUGCUUCAUCAGCUACCAGCAGUAGAGACUUAGGUCGAUGAUCCUUUUGAAGGCUUGAACCGUAGGAAUCAUCUGUGUAGCCAUAGGAGAUGGUCAUUUUCACAGUCCGCUCAACUGAGUUUCUUUUUUUGAGUUGAUCGAAUACUGCCUUCCUUAUCAAGGGCCCAAUAAAUUGUAACACAGUACUCUGACGUGUGAACAAUCAGAUUUUGUAUGUCAUUUCUUGGAAGCUACUCCCUCCGUCCCAUAAUAUAAAGCGUUUUUGACACAGUA
This is a messenger RNA of Aegilops tauschii subsp. strangulata, 937 nucleotides long. The record is from RefSeq and is a predicted model, not a curated record. Lineage: Eukaryota; Viridiplantae; Streptophyta; Magnoliopsida; Poales; Poaceae.